GUGGCCACUGCCUGCCUUUCCUGCUCCUGGGCAGCACAAACACAGGAGACAGCUACUGCUUUACAUGUGAUUCUGCUUUGAGAGGGAGAGAGCAGGAAGUGCCUAGGAAAUGGUUCAUGACAGAAACCUGGAGUUUUAAAUAGGAGCGAGGAGGAGGAGGAGAGCUCAUGGGCACGGUUUGUGAACAGUUGAAGCACUGACACAACAGCAGCAGGGGAACACCAGACUUGUGUGAGAGUAUUCUUCCAAGCUGUCCUGAUGGAAGGAGAGACAGUCCCCGAGGCCAGGGGAGCAGCCAGCAGAGCCACUCGGGUCGCCCUCGGCGUCUUUGUGAGCGGCACUGUUGUGCUUGGCACCGCUCUCUUCUUGGUUAGCCAAGGUCUUAUAAAGUUUCAUCCCAAGCAACAGUACUGUUUGACUGCAGAAUGCAUUGAAGCUGCUGCUAGCAUCCUGAGCAAGAUAAAUCAAUCUGUAGAUCCAUGUGAGAACUUCUAUCGGUUUGCAUGUGAUGGCUGGAUAUAUAAUAACCCUAUUCCUGAAGAUAUGUCCAACUAUGGUGUUUAUCCCUGGCUGAGACACAAUGUGGACCUCAAACUAAAGGCAUUGCUAGAGAAACCCAUCAGCAAAAGACGAGACAGUGAAGCUGUACAGAAGGCCAAGAUCCUUUAUGCAUCCUGCAUGAAUGAGAAUAAAAUUGAAAAAGCCGAUGUGAAACCCCUGCUAAGUUUACUGAAACACUCCCCCUUCCGCUGGCCUGUGCUGGAAUCCAAUAUUGGACCAGAGGGACUGUGGUCAGAAAGGAGGUUCAGCCUGGUCCAAGCCCUGGCCGCUCUCCGUGGCCAGCACAGCAGCUCAGUGUUCAUCCGUUUGUACGUGGCUGCUGACGACAAAAUCUCCAGUCGCUACAUCCUGAAGCUUGAUCAAGCAAGCCUCUCUCUGGCAUCUCGAGAGGAUUACCUAGAAAAUACCACAGAAGCCAAAUCUUACCGAGAUGCCUUUUUGCAGUUCAUGGUAGACACAGCAGUGCUUCUGGGUGCAAACGCCUCCCGAGCUGAAUCUGAUAUGAAAUCAGUUCUGAAACUGGAAGUUAAAAUAGCAGAGAUCAUGAUUCCAUAUGAAAAUCGAACAAGUGAGGUGAUGUACAAUAAAAUGAACAUAUCAGAGCUCAGUGCCAUGAUCCCACAGUUUGACUGGCUGGGAUACAUCAAGAAGGUGAUUGACACCAAGCUCUAUCCUGAGCUUAAAGAUAUAGGUCCUUCAGAAAAUGUGAUUGUCCGUGUUCCCCAGUACUUCAAAGAUUUAUUCAGGAUCCUAGAAAAUGAAAGGAAAAAGACUCUUGCCAAUUACCUGGUGUGGAGGAUGGUUUAUUCAAGGUUAUUUAACCUCAGCAGACGUUUUCAGUAUCGGUGGCUGGAAUUUUCUCGGGUGAUCCAUGGCACUACAACCUUGCUGCCCCAGUGGGAUAAAUGUGUGGACCUGGUAGAAAAUGCCCUCCCCUACGUUGUGGGGAAGAUGUUUGUGAAAGCCCAUUUUCAAGAGGACAAGAAAGAGAUGAUGGAGGAAUUGACUGAAGGAAUUCGCUGGGCUUUUAUUGACAUGUUAGAAAAGGAAAAUGACUGGAUGGACUCUGAAACAAAAAGAAAAGCCCAUGAGAAGGCAAAAGCAGUUAUGGCGAAAGUUGGUUACCCUCAGUUUAUAAUGAAUGACACAUAUAUUAAUGAAGACAUCAAAACACUGAAGUUUACAGAAAGUGAUUAUUUUGGCAAUGUAUUGCAAACUCGCAAAUACGCAGCCCAAUCUGAUUUCUACUGGCUUAGGAAAGAAGUUCCAAAAACAGAGUGGUUUACAAGCCCAACUACUGUGAAUGCUUUUUAUAGUGCAUCUACCAACCAGAUCAGAUUCCCAGCAGGAGAACUUCAGAAGCCUUUCUUCUGGGGAACAGAGUAUCCCAGGUCAUUAAGUUAUGGUGCCAUAGGAGUGAUUGUUGGCCAUGAGUUUACUCAUGGGUUUGAUAGCAAUGGUCGGAAAUAUGACAAAAAUGGAAAUUUAGACCCUUGGUGGACGACUGACUCUGAAGAAAAAUUUAAAGAGAAAACAAAAUGCAUGAUUAAUCAAUACAACAAUUACUACUGGAAACAAGCUGGCCUACAUGUGAAAGGGAAGAGAACUUUGGCAGAAAACAUUGCAGAUAAUGGAGGUUUGCGAGAAGCUUUCAGGGCAUACAGGAAAUGGAUUACAGAAAAGAGGGGAGGAGAAGAAGAGCCUUUGCUGCCAGGCCUUGAGUUCACACAUAACCAGCUUUUCUUUCUGAGUUAUGCCCAUGUGAGAUGCAACUCCUUUAGACCGGAAUCUGCGAGGGAGCAAAUAUAUACUGGAGCUCACAGCCCUCCUCAGUUCAGAGUGAUCGGGGCCAUGAGCAACUUUGAGGAGUUCCGCAGAGCCUUCGGGUGCGCGGCCAACUCGACGAUGAACCGCGGGGCAGAGUCCUGCCGCCUCUGGUAGCUGGGGCUGCCCAGCUCUCCUCUGCAGCAGCCUGCAGGGUGAGCUGCUCCAGCACACUGCCAGAGCUCCAGAACCCUGCUCUGAAACCUCCACGGCUGUUACUUGGAAUGCGUCUUCCUCAUCCGUGCUGAUGAUCUGCAUGGAUCUGAUCGUUCUCUAUUUAGAGCCUAGGAACAUUCCACAUAGAAGAGCUUUUCUUUAAGCAUAAUAAUAAAAAGUAGCUCCUUUUAACCAUGAAACUACUCUGGCUCAUCUGCAGUUGCACUGCUGUUGAUGGAUAACUGCCAUUAUCAAUUCUAAUUCCUGAUUUAUAGCUGGGCAAGACAUAAAUGCUAAAAUCCAGUUUUAAUCUAUUGCUCUGCAGGGGUUCUGUGGAGAAUGCUCCCACACAAAAUUUAUUCUUUCUGGAUGAAGAAAUUCAUGAGACCUGCUAUAAAGCCAGCUCUGAUACUGCAUUUUCAUAACUUCAGCUGUCACAGCCCAGCAUGCCAUAAAUGAUGUUGCAUGAUGUAAAGACACAGGACUUUAUAUAAGUUCAGUUUAAUAUGUCAGAUUAGUUCCUCUGGUUUUGGAACAGUUUCAAGCUGAGAAAGUACCUCAUGGCAUCCAUCUGUAAGACUACAACAUAAGGGACACUUGUCAGAUCGUGGCCUCCUCUAAUUUUAGAGCAGCUUAUGAUAAAAAUCAAUGUAUGGUGAAAAUCAGAGGCUCUCAGAGGGGAUUCCCAGCACCAUGAUUCUCAUAAAUAUUGCAGCAUUUACUCCGGUUUACACUGUAGCAGUUUUUCCCCAGGGGAUGGUUUUUACCUUGUGCUGAAGAUAGCUUCAUCUACAUUUAUUUUUUUAAGCCAGAAACAUUGUACCAGUUUUAAAUGAUGGAUUUUAUAGUGUCUGGGUCUUACAUGGUGUUGUAAGUAGUGUGCUUUUUUGUCCUCAUGUUCUGGAUGGGGCAUGAUGACUUGUGAUUUUAAAGUAUGGGUAUGUGACAGAAAAACAGAGUAGCAGCAUCAUUUGACUUGUCUGGGAAAAAAAGAGCAAUUUAGGAGUAAAGGACUUAAAAAUACAGUAAAAAUACAGACCAGUUGAUCUUUCAAUUUGAUUUUUAAGAAUAUUCAUGAAAUGAUAUUUUAUUACAGGAGAAAAACUUUAACACAUAACUAUUACUGAGGGGAGUGGGAUGGGCAUUGAGAGAAUAUGCACACACAGCUCUAUUUUUCCCAACAGAAAGGUACCUAUAUAAGGUAUAUAUUUAUAUCUUGUGCAUAAUUUCAUUUUUACAUGGUGGAAUUAUU
Messenger RNA from Ficedula albicollis (Collared flycatcher), 3793 nucleotides. It is a transcript of the gene PHEX, whose product is annotated as phosphate regulating endopeptidase homolog, X-linked. Gene Ontology annotation, cellular component: plasma membrane. The transcript is spliced from 22 exons. Gene Ontology annotation, biological process: protein processing. NCBI's taxonomy places the organism in Eukaryota, Metazoa, Chordata, Aves, Passeriformes, Muscicapidae. Gene Ontology annotation, molecular function: metalloendopeptidase activity. Bases 259 to 2502 code for a protein of 747 amino acids. The record is from RefSeq and is a predicted model, not a curated record.